Patiria miniata (bat star) is the source of this 408-nucleotide messenger RNA. Its product is annotated as C-type lectin lectoxin-Enh1-like. The transcript is spliced from 2 exons. The record is from RefSeq and is a predicted model, not a curated record. The coding region runs from base 1 to 408 and encodes 135 amino acids. Lineage: Eukaryota; Metazoa; Echinodermata; Asteroidea; Valvatida; Asterinidae.
AUGAUGGUGUCUAAACGGUUCAUCUUUGGCUUGAUGAGCCGUCAUCUGAUGAUGGGUUGCUCUGGUGGUAACGAGAUGUGUAAGGCCUCCAUUGGUGGUCGUAGAGGGGCGUGUCCUCCUACUUGGAUCCAGUGGGGUGGUAAAUGCUACAAAGCCAUCACUGAGCGCCUGACAUGGUCUGAGGCAAAAGAUGAGUGCAUCAAGAUGGGAAGUACUUGGAAGUGUGAGAACGAUGAGGUUGAGUUCAGGAAUUGGUCGACUGGUCCAGAGAAUCCACAACCUGAUAACUUGAAUGGUGAGCACUGUGCCGAGGUGUGGGUAGAUCAAGAAGGGAAAUGGAAUGAUGCACACUGUGAUCUUCAACGCCCUGCAAUAUGCAUCCAACCUGCACCACAGCUGCACUUUUAA